This is a messenger RNA of Alexandromys fortis (reed vole), 2522 nucleotides long. RefSeq names its product Cdc42 guanine nucleotide exchange factor 9 (gene Arhgef9). Gene Ontology annotation, molecular function: guanyl-nucleotide exchange factor activity; protein binding. Lineage: Eukaryota; Metazoa; Chordata; Mammalia; Rodentia; Cricetidae. The record is from RefSeq and is a predicted model, not a curated record. The coding region runs from base 812 to 2248 and encodes 478 amino acids. The transcript has 12 exons.
CAGCUAGGAAAGGCUAGGAAGAGUGGUUGGUAGCCUGGAAUCCCUUUAACAGAGCUAGCAGACGAGGCAUCUUAGGAAAGCUAAUGAACUAGAAAGAGUAGGGGAGACUGAGACUGACCGGUAGCCAGCUAGACAGACGGACGCAUGCCCGGACAGACAGACGGCUCUGGAGAACUGAUAGGUUCUUUUUGCCUUUCUUUUUGAAAAGCAGGAUUUUGAUUUUUUUUUCAGUGGCGCCCAAGAGAGAAUGCUGGACUCUGCUAUCUUCAGCUCAAGCUAAGAUUUCUCAGCUAGCGAAGAAAGAUCAGUCCAGUCCCGCGAGGGGGACGGAAGCAAAAGCCCCUGCCUCCAACCCCCCUUCCCUCCCCCGAACCAGACUCGGGGGGCCAAACCCAGACCUUCCCUAAACCAUCUGACUUCCUCCUUUCCUUUUUAGCAUGGUGGCUGUAUGGACAGUCUGACAGAACAGAGAUUGACAUCUCCCAAUCUGCCGGCCCCCCACCUGGAACACUACAGUGUUCUGCAUUGCACCAUGACCCUGGAUGUGCAAACUGUAGUCGUUUUUGCCGUGAUUGUAGUGCUCCUGCUUGUCAAUGUCAUACUCAUGUUUUUCUUGGGAACGCGCUGAAUGGAGUCCAGCCACCUGAGCUGUUGCGAACUCUCACUUUGAUUUCAUCCCAAGAGCCUCUGAGGGGGAAAAAUCGAGAGAGACAGUCUGAGACAGGGAAAGAGAGGGAGAGAAAGAACAAGCUUUCUUACUCAGGGGGGAAAACGUUUUUUUGAGCUUCAACAUGGCCUCGCUGUGAUAUGUAUGACGUUGUUUCUGAUUUGGAAAGCUGCCACCGCUAAAACAUUUGCUAAAGCACUGAUCACUGGAGAUUCCAUCGUUAGUGCUGAGGCAGUAUGGGAUCACGUCACCAUGGCCAACCGGGAGUUGGCAUUUAAAGCUGGCGACGUCAUCAAAGUCUUGGAUGCUUCCAACAAGGAUUGGUGGUGGGGCCAGAUCGACGAUGAGGAGGGAUGGUUUCCGGCCAGCUUUGUGAGGCUCUGGGUGAACCAGGAGGAUGGGGUGGAGGAAGGGCCCAGUGAUGUGCAGAAUGGGCACCUGGACCCCAAUUCAGACUGCCUUUGUCUGGGCCGGCCACUACAGAACCGCGACCAGAUGCGGGCCAAUGUCAUCAAUGAGAUCAUGAGCACCGAGCGUCAUUACAUCAAGCACCUCAAGGACAUUUGUGAGGGCUACCUGAAGCAGUGCCGAAAGAGAAGGGACAUGUUCAGUGAUGAGCAGCUGAAAGUCAUCUUUGGGAACAUUGAAGACAUCUACAGAUUUCAGAUGGGCUUUGUAAGAGACCUGGAGAAGCAGUACAACAAUGAUGACCCCCACCUCAGCGAGAUAGGACCUUGCUUCCUUGAGCACCAAGAUGGAUUCUGGAUAUACUCAGAAUAUUGUAACAACCACCUGGAUGCCUGCAUGGAGCUCUCCAAGCUCAUGAAAGACAGCCGCUAUCAACACUUUUUUGAGGCCUGCCGACUCUUGCAGCAGAUGAUUGACAUCGCUAUCGAUGGUUUUCUUUUGACUCCAGUACAGAAGAUCUGCAAAUAUCCCUUACAGUUAGCUGAGCUCCUUAAGUAUACUGCCCAAGACCACAGUGACUACAGAUAUGUUGCAGCUGCGUUGGCUGUCAUGCGCAAUGUGACUCAGCAGAUCAAUGAACGCAAGCGACGUCUGGAGAAUAUUGACAAGAUCGCGCAGUGGCAGGCCUCUGUCCUAGACUGGGAGGGAGAGGACAUCUUAGACAGGAGCUCGGAGCUGAUCUACACUGGAGAGAUGGCCUGGAUCUAUCAGCCCUAUGGCCGUAACCAGCAGAGAGUCUUCUUCCUAUUCGACCACCAGAUGGUCCUCUGUAAAAAGGACCUAAUCCGGAGAGACAUCCUAUAUUACAAAGGCCGCAUUGACAUGGAUAAAUAUGAGGUGAUUGACAUUGAAGAUGGCAGAGAUGAUGAUUUUAAUGUCAGCAUGAAAAAUGCUUUCAAGCUUCAUAACAAGGAAACAGAAGAAGUUCAUCUGUUCUUUGCCAAGAAACUGGAGGAGAAAAUACGUUGGCUCAGAGCUUUCAGAGAAGAGAGGAAAAUGGUACAGGAAGAUGAAAAAAUUGGCUUUGAGAUUUCUGAAAACCAGAAGAGGCAGGCUGCAAUGACUGUGAGAAAAGCUUCUAAACAGAAAGUAACCCAAAGAAAAUGGCACUAGUAGUCCCUGGUCCAGGUUAAGAAACUGAAAACAUUCCAGGUGUCAACUCUGCCCGCUCAGUUCCUCCUUCUUACCCACCACCACAGGACCCGUUAAACCAGGGUCAGUACCUGGUUCCCGAUGGCAUCGCACAGUCUCAAGUCUUUGAGUUUGCUGAACCGAAGCGCAGUCAGUCACCAUUCUGGCAAAACUUCAGUAGGUUAACCCCCUUCAAAAAAUAAUAGCUGUAGGAAGGCAGAUAAUUUUAAAAUAAAUAAAAUUAUAUUUAUAGAUG